UACUAGUUGCAGCUUACAAAUCUAGCCAUGGCUCGUGAGAACUUAGGGGUGCUUAAUGCACUCGAUGCAGCCAAAACACAAAUGUACCAUUUCACUGCUAUUGUCAUAGCUGGUAUGGGAUUCUUCACAGAUGCAUAUGAUCUUUUCACCAUACCAAAUGUUACCAAGUUGCUUGGUAGAAUAUACUACACAGUUGAAGGUGCUCCAAAGCCAGGAACACUGCCUCCAAAUGUGUCUGCUGCAGUGAAUGGUGUUGCACUUUGUGGCACACUAGCAGGCCAACUUUUCUUUGGUUGGCUUGGAGACAAAAUGGGAAGGAAAAAGGUUUAUGGCCUAACACUUGCCCUUAUGGUUGUGUCCUCUAUUGCAUCUGGCCUUUCUUUUGGCCAUACUCCAAAGAGUGUCAUAUCCACACUAUGUUUCUUCAGGUUCUGGCUUGGAUUUGGCAUUGGUGGUGAUUACCCUCUCUCUGCCACCAUCAUGUCUGAAUAUGCAAACAAAAGGACUCGUGGGGCAUUCAUAGCUUCAGUUUUUGCUAUGCAAGGCUUCGGAAUCUUGGUUGGUGCUGUUGUUUCCAUCAUAGUUGCAACUGCAUUCAAUCAUGCAUACAAGGCUCCAUCAUAUGCAGUUAACGCUGCAGCAUCACUUGUGCCUCAAGCUGAUUAUGUUUGGCGCAUAAUUUUGAUGUUUGGUGCUGUACCUGCUGCUCUUACUUACUACUGGCGCAUGCAAAUGCCUGAGACAGCAAGGUACACAGCACUUGUUGCCAAGAAUGGAAAACAAGCAGCACUAGAUAUGUCAAAGGUGUUGCAAGUUGAAAUUAUAGCUGAGCAAGAAAAGGUAGAUGCGAUAUCCAUAAGAGAUGACAACAAUUUUGGUUUGUUUAGCAAGGAAUUUGCACGCAGACAUGGACUUCACUUGCUUGGAACCUGCGCAUGUUGGUUCCUUCUUGAUAUUGCAUAUUACAGUUCAAACCUUUUCCAAAAAGACAUUUACUCUAACAUUGGGUGGCUCCCUCCAGCAAAAGACAUGAAUGCAAUUCAAGAGGUUUACAAGGUUGCUAGAGCAACAGCACUUAUAGCACUCUGUGGUACUGUUCCAGUUUUCAUGUUUGCACUUGCUCUUCCAUAUAAUCACUGGUCACAGAAAAGUCACAGAAUUGGGUUUCUUGUUAUGUAUGCAUUGACCUUCUUCUUUGCAAAUUUUGGUCCAAACUCAACCACUUUUGUUGUGCCUGCUGAAAUUUUCCCUGCAAGGUUGAGGUCAACAUGCCAUGGUAUAUCCGCAGCUGCAGGGAAAGCUGGAGCAAUUAUUGGUGCAUUUGGAUUCUUAUAUGCUUCACAAGACAAGGAUCGAACAAAGAGAGAUGCAGGGUACCCUGCUGGUAUUGGGAUGAAGAACACUCUUAUUGUGCUUGCUGUGGUUAAUUGUCUUGGCAUAUUUUUCACUUUGUUGGUGCCAGAAUCAAAUGGAAAAUCAUUGGAGGAGUUGAGUAGAGAGAAUGAAGAUGAAGGUGGUGAUGAGAUUACUGAGCAGCAAGCCACUACUAGCAGGACUGUUCCAGUUUGAUGUUAUAAAUGGUGAAAUCAAUCACAAGUGUUAUUAUAGAUUGUUAUUAUUAUCAAAGUUCCAUCCAUGAAUAUGUUCAAAUAUAUUGUAUGGUUUUAAUUUUAUCAUAUCUCAAAUUCCCCCAGGAGUAGCUAGCCUCUUGUUGAGAACUGAGAGCUUUGGUAUUCCAACUUGUCUUUGCUGCUCAGUCUCACAAACCUUUUUCUUGUUCCUGCUAAUUUUUUUCUGUUUGGAAUAAAAUAUCUUCUUGUGUAAAUGAUAGAAAGUGAAUA
Molecule: messenger RNA, 1841 nt
Organism: Gastrolobium bilobum
Lineage: Eukaryota; Viridiplantae; Streptophyta; Magnoliopsida; Fabales; Fabaceae
Product: low affinity inorganic phosphate transporter 1-like
Exons: 2
Coding region: 28-1569 (513 amino acids)
Biological process (GO): transmembrane transport
Cellular component (GO): membrane
Molecular function (GO): transmembrane transporter activity
Source: RefSeq, a predicted model, not a curated record